Molecule: messenger RNA, 183 nt
Organism: Paraglomus occultum
Lineage: Eukaryota; Fungi; Glomeromycota; Glomeromycetes; Paraglomerales; Paraglomeraceae
Source: the annotation of a GenBank genome assembly
AUGGAUGUCGGUUCGGUUCCAUCAAGGAAAGAUACAUUUUACUACAUGAAAGAAUUUGUUGACUGUGCCUACGAGUUCCGGACGGAAUGUAAUCCGAUUAAAAAUGCUUUUAGAGUGAGGAAAAAGUACGCCUGGAGCAAAAUGAGUACAGGCAUCACAUACGACAGAGAAAUAUUAAGUUGA